AUCAUAGGUUUCAAAGAUUUAGCAAUAAAGUAGCAGAAUUUGUAAUGUAAGUAAAAUGUAGUCUAAAAAAAGGAUGUUUAAAGUUAAAAACAAAAAUGGAAUGGUUUGGGUAGGUGGGUGAGUGAGUGAGUUGAAUGACAGUGACAACACUAAACUAUUUAUCUCUUUUCAAUGUAUCCGCUGCUUUGUGAUUUUAAGUAUUUAGAAGCUUAUGUUUCUGCUUCUGCAUGAUGAUGAUGAUGAUGAUCUACGCACUAGUACUAGUUUCUGUGUUUCCAAUUAUUCUAGUAGUUAAUGUUAAUGCUUCAAUUCAUCACUACAACGACCCUUUCACUCACCGCUCCAACGCUUUCUUCUUCCACGCCGGCACCGAAGCCCUCUUCUCCUCUUCUUCUUCUUCUUCUUCUUCUUCUUCACACAAUUCCUUCAUCAGAUUUGAAACCGUCACCUUCACGAGACCCAAAGAAUCCGCCAUCGCCCACGGCAAAAUGCAGCAGAACACCGGCCUCGUCGAAGCCAUCAUUCUUGAAGUCAAAGACAGAAACAGAAUCGGUGGAUUCCAUUUCAAUCCCAAAUCCGAUUUAAUCUGCUGUGACCCUACCCUCGCUAAAGACCAAAACUGCAACCUCGGUGAAGUCAUCAUCCAUACAAACCCUAACAACCCCGAUUUCCCCAAACGGAUCAAAACCUUCUUCCAAGGAACCUACGAACUUGUCCACAUGGAUCCUCAAACCGUUCAAAUCAACGUCACUGGCAUGUACUAUCUCUACUUCAUGUUCUGUGACCCUAACCUUAAAGGCACAACCGUCACUGGAAGAACCGUUUGGAGAAACCCCAACGGUUAUCUUCCUGGCAAAAUGUCCCCUCUCAUGACCCUCUACGGUUUCAUGUCUUUGGCUUAUCUAUUCCUUGGUCUUCUCUGGUUUUUGAGGUUUCUUCAGUUUUGGAAAGACAAGGAUAACGUUCAUGUCCACCUUCAUUACCACAUCACUGCCGUUAUUGCCCUUGGAAUGUGUGAGAUGGCUCUAUGGUAUUUUGAGUAUGCCAAUUUCAAUGCCACUGGAAGCAGGCCUAUGGGAAUUACCAUAUGGGCUGUUACUUUCACCUCUGUCAAGAAGACCCUUUCAAGGCUGCUUCUGCUCGUUGUAUCUAUGGGAUAUGGUGUUUUUCGCCCCACCCUUGCGCAGGGAGUUGCCUAUAGAAUUAUGCUUCUUGGGGGGUUCUACUUUCUUGCCUGUGAAGCGUUUGAGCUUGCUGAGCAUUUGGGGAACAUCAAUGACUUCUCUGGAAAAUCUAAGUUGCUGUUGGUUCUCCCUGUUGUUUGCCUUGACUCAUGCUUCAUUCUGUGGAUCUUCUCUUCAUUAUCUAAAACCUUGGAGAAAUUGCAGACAAGGAGAAACUUGGCUAAACUGGAGCUCUACCGAAAAUUUACAAAUACCCUUGCAUUGUCUGUGCUACUGUCCAUUGCGUGGAUUGGCUUUGAGCUGUACUUCAAUGCAACCGAUCCCUUAAGCGAACUGUGGCAAAUUGCUUGGAUUAUCCCGGCUUUCUGGUCCCUGCUUUCAUAUGCUCUCUUGGUGGUGAUAUGUGUCCUUUGGGCUCCUUCUCGUAACCCCACUAGAUAUGCAUACUUAGAGGGAACAGAUGACUUUGAUGAGGAGGGUAUCUCUCUGACAAGCAGCGUAGCAAAGUUGAGUGGGGAUGUUGCAGCCAAGCUGGAACGGAAGGAAAGGAAAGGUUCUAGUGCCACAGAUCUUGCAUUUGGAGAAGAUAUUGAGGAAGAUAAACGAGAAUAAUGUCAGUCAGAUUGUAUAGUAGUGUUUCAUAUGACAUAAUCUCUUACAAGAGGCCUGUAAAUAUUCAUAUAUACAAAUAGUUAUGUAUGCGGAAUGUGUCAGUUAGUAAUAGGGAAACAGAGAGGCAGUGUUAUUAAGAUCAAAAUCGUAAUUGCAGAUGACACGUUCUAUUUUGGAACGUUCUCCAUAACUAACAUAUGUUGUGAUAAAAUCAUACCCAAGCUUAGUUUUAGAUGACUAUCAUCCUUA
Cicer arietinum (chickpea) is the source of this 2045-nucleotide messenger RNA. RefSeq lists its product as uncharacterized. Gene Ontology annotation, cellular component: Golgi apparatus; membrane. Lineage: Eukaryota; Viridiplantae; Streptophyta; Magnoliopsida; Fabales; Fabaceae. The record is from RefSeq and is a predicted model, not a curated record. Gene Ontology annotation, biological process: transport.